UCCAUCUGGCACAGCGGCCGGCUGCAGGAGGAGUUCCCUCUCCGAUGCCCAUCUCGGGGGAGCACCGCCGCAACCAGCAAUAGUUACUACCCAACGAGGAGGAGGCACAAGCCUGCAGCGAACGUGAGCUGUCCGGCCUACUUCCGGUGGAUCCACGAGGACCUCCGGCAGUGGAAAGGGAGCGGGAUCACGAGAGAGAUGGUGGAGGGCGGGCGGAGGAGCGCGCACUUCCGGCUGGUGAUCGUGGAGGGGAGGGCGUACGUGGACAAGUACCGAACUGCCCUCCAGACCCGAGAUGUGUACACUCUCUGGGGGAUCCUCCAGCUCCUGCGCUGGUACCCGGGCAGGCUGCCCGAUCUCGAGCUCUUGUUCGACUGCGACGACCGCCCCGUGGUCCGCCGCCGCCGCCCCAACUCCGGACCCCCGCCGCCGCCGCUCUUCCGCUACUGCUCCGAUGGGGCCAGCUUGGACAUUGUGUUUCCGGACUGGUCCUUUUGGGGAUGGGUGGAGACGAACAUAAGGCCAUGGAAGAAUGUGUUGGAGGACAUCCAACAAGGCAACAACAGACUGAAAUGGAAGGACAGGGCGCCUUACGCAUACUGGAGAGGCAAUCCCACUGUGGCCCCGACUAGAAAGGAUCUUCUCAACUGCAACUUCACCCAUUAUUGGAAAACUACUACUCGCCUCUACACUCAGGUCGGUCUUUCUGAUUGGAAAGUAGAAUCUGCCCAGGGAUACCGGCAGUCAAAACUUCAAGACCAGUGUACCCACAAGUACAAGAUAUAUAUACAAGGAUGGGCUUGGUCCGUGAGCGAGAAGUACAUAUUGGCAUGCAACUCCAUGGUUCUAUACGUGAGAUCAGCAUACCAUGAUUUCUUCAGUAGAGGCAUGUCCCCAUUGCAGCACUAUUGGCCUAUUCGUGACAACACCAAGUGUUCUUCUCUCAAAUACGCCGUAGAGUGGGGCAAUAACCACACUCAAGAGGCACAAAGUAUCGGGGAAGCAGGGAGCAGGUACGUUUUCCAGGAGAUGAAGAUGGAGUUUGUGUAUGACUACAUGUUUCAUCUGCUAACUGAAUAUGCCAAGUUGUUGAGGUUUAAGCCAACGGUGCCGCCGGGGGCCGUGGAGGUGUCCCCUGAAACAAUGGCGUGCCACCAAAAUGGGACGUACAGGAAGUUCAUGAUGGAGUCGCUGGUGAGGUCUCCUUCUGAUUCCGUUCCUUGCAACUUGCCACCUGCCUUUGAUUCCAAUGAGCUUCGAGACUUUUGGGAUGGGAACGACAAGUCAAUUAAGAGAGUUGAAGCUUGGGAAGAUGAAUACUGGAGAACCCAUCCAAAACCAAAUUUAGGGUCAUAA
Messenger RNA from Linum tenue, 1356 nucleotides. Lineage: Eukaryota; Viridiplantae; Streptophyta; Magnoliopsida; Malpighiales; Linaceae. The record is from the annotation of a GenBank genome assembly.